Psammomys obesus (fat sand rat) is the source of this 6345-nucleotide messenger RNA. It is a transcript of the gene Adam19, whose product is annotated as ADAM metallopeptidase domain 19. Bases 15 to 2777 code for a protein of 920 amino acids. The transcript has 23 exons. The record is from RefSeq and is a predicted model, not a curated record. Lineage: Eukaryota; Metazoa; Chordata; Mammalia; Rodentia; Muridae. Gene Ontology annotation, molecular function: metalloendopeptidase activity. Gene Ontology annotation, biological process: membrane protein ectodomain proteolysis.
GGGCCACCGCUAUCAUGCCCGGGCGCGCGGGCGCCGCCCGGUUCUGCUUGCUGGCUCUCGCUCUGCAGCUACGCUGGCCGCUGGCGGCGUGCGAGCCGGGAUGGACCACAAGAGGCAGUGAAGAAGACGACCCCCAGCUUCAGCAUGAACUCAUAAUACCUCAGUGGCGGACUUCAGAAAGCCCUGGGAGGGGAAAGCAUCCACUCACAGCGGAGCUCAGGGUCACAGCUGAAGGGCGAGAACUGAUCCUGGACCUGGAGAAGAAUGAGCACCUUUUUGCUCCAGCCUACACGGAAACCUGCUAUACUGCAAGUGGCAACCCCCGAACCACCACGCUGAAAUCUGAGGAUCACUGCUUUUACCAUGGGACUGUGAGGAAAGCAGAAGAAUCCAGCGUCACGCUGAGCACCUGCAGGGGAAUUAGAGGACUGAUUAUAGUGAGCAGUAACCUCAGCUACAUCAUCGAGCCCGUCCCUAGCAACGACAGCCAGCACCGCAUCUACAGAGCUGAACAUCUCAAGCUGCCCCCAGGGAACUGUGGGUUCGAACACUCCAGGCCCACCUCUAAGGACUGGGCCCUUCAGUUUACACAUCAGACCAAAAAGCAACCUCGCAGAAUGAAACGGGAAGAUUUACACUCUAUGAAGUAUGUGGAGCUUUACCUGGUAGCUGAUUACUCAGAGUUUCAGAAGAAUCGGCGUGACCAGGAUGCCACCAAACACAAGCUCAUGGAGAUCGCCAACUACGUUGAUAAGUUCUACCGAUCCCUGAACAUCCGGAUCGCUCUUGUGGGCUUGGAAGUAUGGACACACGGGGAUAAGUGUGAAGUUUCCGAGAACCCGUACUCUACCCUUUGGUCCUUCCUUAGUUGGAGGCGCAAGCUGCUUGCCCAGAAGAGCCACGACAAUGCGCAGCUGAUCACUGGCAGAUCCUUCCAAGGCACCACCAUUGGCCUGGCCCCCCUCAUGGCCAUGUGCUCUGUGUACCAGUCUGGAGGAGUGAGCAUGGACCACUCUGAGAAUGCCAUCGGAGUAGCCUCCACCGUGGCCCAUGAGAUUGGCCACAACUUUGGCAUGAGCCACGAUUCUGCACACUGCUGUUCUGCCAGUGCAGCCGACGGUGGGUGCAUCAUGGCGGCCGCCACUGGGCACCCCUUCCCCAAAGUCUUCAGCUGGUGCAACAGGAGGGAGCUGGACAGGUAUCUGCAGUCAGGAGGUGGCAUGUGCCUCUCCAACAUGCCAGAUACUAGGACGCUGUAUGGAGGCCGGAGGUGUGGCAACGGGUACCUGGAAGAUGGCGAAGAAUGUGACUGCGGGGAAGAGGAGGAAUGUACUAACCCUUGCUGCAAUGCCUCCAACUGCACUCUGAAGGAAGGGGCCGAGUGUGCCCAUGGGUCCUGCUGUCACCAGUGUAAGCUGGUGGCCCCUGGAACCCUGUGCCGUGAGCAAGUGCGGCAGUGUGACCUCCCCGAGUUCUGCACGGGCAAAUCUCCGCACUGCCCCACCAACUUCUACCAGAUGGAUGGUACCCCCUGCGAGGGCGGCCAGGCCUACUGCUACAACGGCAUGUGCCUCACUUACCAGGAGCAGUGCCAGCAGCUCUGGGGACCUGGAGCCCGCCCUGCCCUCGACCUCUGCUUUGAGAAGGUGAAUGCAGCUGGAGACACCUAUGGAAACUGUGGCAAGGGCUUGAAUGGCAAAUACAGGAAGUGCAGCCCCAGAGAUGCCAAGUGCGGGAAGAUCCAAUGUCAGAGCACGCAGUCCCGGCCCCUGGAGUCCAAUGCAGUGUCUAUUGACACAACCAUUACCAUGAACGGGAGACGGAUUCACUGUCGGGGCACCCACGUCUACCGGGGUCCUGAGGAGGAGGAAGGGGAAGGGGACAUGCUCGACCCAGGCCUGGUGAUGACUGGGACCAAGUGUGGCCACAACCAUAUUUGCUUCGAAGGGCAAUGCAGGAACACCUCUUUCUUCGAGACGGAAGGCUGUGGGAAAAAGUGCAACGGUCAUGGGGUCUGCAACAACAACCAGAACUGUCAUUGCUUAGAAGGCUGGGCUCCACCUUUCUGUAACACCCCAGGAGAUGGCGGCAGCAUUGACAGUGGUCCUUUACCCCCUAAGAGUGUGGGUCCUGUGGUAGCUGGGGUGUUUUCGGCCCUCUUCCUGCUGGCAGUCCUCAUGCUGUUUUGCCACUGCUAUAGACAGAGCCACAAACUGGGCAAGCCCUCAGCCCUCCCAUUCAAGCUUCGGCAACAGUUCAGUUGUCCCUUCAGGGUGUCUCAGAGUGGUGGAACUGGCCAUGCCAACCCAACUUUCAAGCUGCAGACGCCGCAGGGCAAGCGAAAGGUAACCAACACCCCUGAAACUCUCCGGAAGCCCUCCCACCCUCCGCCCCGGCCCCCUCCAGACUAUUUACACGUUGAAUCCCCACCUGCGCCAUUGCCAGCACAUCUGAACAGGGCUGCCAGGAGCUCCCCAGAAACUGGGGCUCAAGUAGAAAGAAAGGAUUCAGCCAGGAGACCUCCCCCAAGCCGGCCUAUGCCCCCUGCACCUAACUGCCUACUGUCCCAGGAUUUCUCCAGGCCGCGGCCACCCCAGAAGGCACUCCCAGCAAACCCUGUGCCGGGCCACAGGACGGCUCCCAGGCCAGGAGGUGCCUCCCUGCUUCAGCCGCCUACUGCUGGUCCUCAUCCUCCCCGGCCUCCAGCAGUGUCUGUUCCAAAGCUUCCUGAGUAUAGGUCACAGAGGAUUGGAGGCAUGACUAGCUCCAAGAUCUAAAACUGUCUACAAGUUUCUUGUCUCGCUUGAAGACUCCAGAUGCCGUGGAAAGUCCAGAGGAAAGAAGCCAGCUUGGCCAUCUUGAAGCUUCUGCAGCCUUCUGGAGCCCCCUCAUCCCCAGAAUCUUCCUUUCUGCCCUAGUGCCUCCUGCUUCCUCUGAGGCCCAGAUGGACUUCUAUCCGAUGGCUUUCAAAUGUUGACCUGUGCAAUAUGCAGCCCGGGUAGGAAAGGGGAGCAUAUGGAGCAGGAUGGGGGAAGAUUCUCCCUCAGCCUACUAGCCAAGAGCUACCAACAACAGUCAGGGAAGUCUGAAGCUGGGGUCCUCCCUCUGUGCCGAGCGUGGAGACGGCCUCCUCCCGGGUCCCGCGGUGGCAGGUACACACAACAGCUUCCAUUGAAUGGCCUCCCCCUGGGAUCCCAGGCUGCACAGAGGCUGGGACUGAGGAAGCCACUGCUGCAUCUCCCCACCCCGACCCCAGGGCUUGGUCGAGGUGCAUGUGACAAGCCAUGCUCCCCAGUCCCUGCCACUCUUCACAUUCUCCUUCUCAUAUUUACACGGGUCGCUCUCUGACUCAGACAGGUACUAUUUGCAGGCAGCGUAGACAGCAGGGGGGGAUAGUCGGCCUGUGCCCCCUCUGAGCCGUGAUGCCAAAGGUUGCUAGGACUUUUAGAAUCCCUGGUGUCCCAUGUGUCACCUUCUCCUCCCCUCAUCGCCUCCCUGUCCUAUGGUGCUUUGGUGGUGAACCGUGACAGUCCUGACUUGCUGGUGACUGCGUGCUUGUGAUCUGCAAAUCAGAAUCCUGCCUCACCGGGUAGCCACUGGACUUCCUGCACUGGAUCUCAAGAGCAUUGAGUGGAGUGAGCGUGUGUGUGUGUGUGUGUGUGUGUGUGUGUGUGUGUAAGAGAGAGAGACAGACAGACAGACAGACAGACAGCUCUGCAUGUUAUUGUAUUUUAUAGCCUCAAGCAGGAUAAGGGGCCUCCUCCUUAUUUCUGACCCACAUCUAAAUAAGUUUCUCCAGGGUAGCCACAGGUAUACUGAGGGGGACAGGCAUGUUUGGAACCCUAGCCAUUAAAAAAGUAUGCCCAGGGGCACCAGCCCCUCUCUAGUGGUCAGCUCUGAGGUAGGACUGUUGACUAUGAAUGGAUUACCAACCUCUUUGGAAGCUCUCAACAGCCAUGGUGAACCAGAUCUGGCCAGGGGUCCACCAGCUCUCUUCAACCAGGAUGAAAUUCACUUCCAUUGGUUCUCUUCACCCGUAUGUAAUCCUCAUGGAAAGAGCUCUGGGGAGGUGGGGAUGGGACUUGGUGCUCUGUAGUUAGAACAGUUCUUACAUAUUUGCUGGACCUGGCCUCUGAGAGGCCAUCUUUCACCCCCCAAAAGGUGCUGAUAGCACUGCAGAGGGUCCUCUAGGGGCCUUCCCACCACCCACAGUUGUUAGCUCUUGGAACCUUCUAGAGGAAGAGGCGAGUUUUUGACUCCCUUCUUACCACCUCAGGCCUUCUUAUAGCUCUUCACAGCGUAAGCUCUUGGGAUUGGAGACAAGCGGGAGAUGUAGAGUGCGUGGCUGGGGGAAGAAAGAUCUCAGGAAAACACCUUUCUCCUCCUCAGGGUGACUGUGAUGUUCACACUUUGACUCCCUGAGCCAUGAUCCAAAAGGUUACCUGGUCCAUUUCCUACCAUCAACAUUCCAUUUAUGUGUUUCCACAAAUGCCAGUGAAUACAGGCUAGGUCCUGAAGACAGUGACCAUCCUGACCCUCACCACAAAGUUAGAAAACGCGCCACUUCUCUAAAACCCAACCCCAUAUGUCCUGGAUGUCAUUGUGGGCGGCAUGGCCUUUGUCCCUCCACUCUGGGGGCAGGUGGUUCUGCGUGACAGUGCCACAGAAACAGUGACAACAUAGGCUUUCUGAAAUGCAAGUCUUCUGUCUCUUGAACAAUACCAAAAAGAGACCCAUUUCCUUGCUCUUUGGUAAUCACUUUUUUUUUUUUCAUUUUCAUUACUUUGAUACCACCUCCAUCCCAUAAUGUUAUACUGUGAACUAGAAGAUGGCAGAAAUUUUUAAUUUGGGAGGGAUGUUGGCAGCUACUCUCCUUACAACUUGAUUCCUGGCAUUCAUUUCCAAAGGGUCAGGGAAGCUGCCAUAGGGAGGCCCCCAUUCCCUUGUGCACUGUGAAGUGUCCCAUAGAGAUAUAGAAAGACUUCAAGGGCAGAGUUUUUCCCAAAAGGAUUGUCACUUGGGAGGGAAAAAAGAAUAUUACCACAGGGAAAGGAGGGGUUAGUUGCAACAGAACACUUGGGUCAAUGUACAUCAAGUCUGUGGGGGGCAUCGAGGCUGAAAAGGCCUUUUCCUAUGCAUUGAAAGUGAACAAGACUAGAAAUGACUGUUGGGGGCAUCUCUGGGCCCACCCACUGUUGAGAUGUUAGUAGACAAUGCGGUAGGUCAAAGCCAAAGCUCCAGUGGGCUGAGGGAAAGUUCAAUUCAUAGCUGGGUUUAGUGACAUGCCCCUUCAGUCCCAACAGAGGCAGGUGGAUCUCUGAGUUUGAAGCUAGGCCGGUCUUAAAAAAAAAGGGGGGGAGUUCCAGGACAGCCAGGGCUACUCAGAGGAAACCGUUUCCACAAAAACAAAUAAAAAUUAAGACAGUGUCUUUUAUAUCCCAGGUUGGCUUUCAACUCACUAAAAAGUCAAGGAUGACCUUUGAACUCCUGAGUGCUUUGCUUCUUCUUGAAUGCUAAGACUGCAGGUGGUUUAUGUGGUCCUGGGUUCAAACCCAGGUGUUCAUACGUAUAUAAGCAAACGCUCUAGCAGCUGAGCUACGUCCCCAGCCCAGGCUGUAACUGUCUUUAGAAGCUAAAUUGGCUGCCUGACCUAAAGCCAUUUCUGGCCUGUAAACCGAAGGUCCUCAUCUCUAGAAGAGGUUUAGCCUGCGCUGCUUCCUUCCAAAUUGCAACUUCCCACUUGCAUUCUGUCCAUUUUAGCCUUGGUGACUUCCACAGGUAAGAGAGAAGCCCCUUUCUCCCCUUGCUUCAAGACGUUGUAGACAUUAGGAUCUAUAUUCUCUGCGAUGCAACAGGUCCCUGCCACUCCGCAGUAAACCUUCUCCAAAGUGUCUCCCCUAGGCUCAGUUAAUUUGCUUAUUAGACAAAGAGGGUGUGAGACUUGUAUUCUUAAAAUUGGAGGCUAGGUCUAAAGCUAGUCAUUUUGUCAAAUGCAUGUAAUCACAGCCCCAAACGACUCCUCCACACACAAGCCAGGGAACACCAACUGGAAAGGUACCCCUUCCCCUGGGAAGCCUGCUAGCCCAGCACCCCAAUGUCAUACUCCCAGUGUCCUCUUCUACGACUGUGUGUACGUCUACGUCUGGGAUCCAGGGCAAAUGUGAAUUUUCUUUUUAUUUGGGAGAUUGUUCACAGGAAAUAGUCCUGUCCUCUCUUGUCCUCCUAUUGAUUGUUUACAAUAUUUGUACAUCUAUGCAAAAUACUUGAAUGGGCCAUGGUGCCUUGUUUGGUUUUUUGGGUUUUUUUUUUCUUCUUGUUUGUAUUUAAUUAAAAGAAGUUGUCAUU